GAACUUAGAAGAAAAUUGGGGUUUGAAUUCCAAGCCGUACAGUGGGCUGUCCCGUAAUUUAACCUAAACAUCAAGGGCAACUCCUUCAAUUCUCAAAAUUUCAGGAUUUUGCCCCUGAAGUCUUUGAGUGGUAAAAACGUUUUCAAAACCCUCUCUUUCACUCUCUCCCUUUUCUCAUCGGAUGCUCACAAAACCCUAGCCCUGGCUUCUCUCUCCCGCCCUCUGCUACAUUAGGGUUUUGAUUCCGUCCUAUAUAUAUUGCACUAUAUAACGUAUAUUUAUCAUAUAAUAUUUGGGUUUUUCUAUUUUUCCCUUUUUUUUUGAAUUUUAAUUUGGGACGAAGUAGAGUUUAGAGAUGGUCUCUGGUUCGCGAAUCGAAGGUGGGACUCAGAUAAUCUCUGCGGGAGUGAGAAAAACAAUUCAAUCCCUCAAAGAAAUAGUGGGCAAUCACUCCGAUAUUGAUAUUUAUUGGGCUCUCAAAGAAACCGACAUGGAUCCUAAUGAAACCGCCCAGAAAUUGCUGAACCAAGACCCAUUUCAUUUGGUGAAGAGAAAAAGAGAUAAAAGGAAGGAGGUAUCCUCUAAUCUUCAGAGUAUGGGGCACAAAGUUUCUGUGGAGCCAAGAAGACCAUUUGAGAGUGCAGGUCAAGGACCGAAAUCAAAUACAUCUUCUGAUCGUAAUGUUAGAAGAGGAGGUUAUGCUCGCAGUGGUGUAACUGGAAUCAGCAGAGAGUUUCGUGUUGUGAGAGACAACAGAGUUAACCGAAAUAUCAAUAGAGAAACCAAGCCUGCUUCACCACAAUGUACAACAUCCACCAAUGAGCAAGUGUCAAAUAUUUCUGAAAAGGGCCCAACAGGAAGUUCAAGUAAUCAAAAGCCAUCUAGCAGACAGAAUUCAUCUCAAGUAUUGAAUGGGCAAACUGAUCCUCAAAUUAGAACCAGUGAUGCUAAUGCAACUGGUUCGGUAAGAAAAGAGACAUUGGUGGAGAAGCGAGUUACUCUUCCAACUGCAGCUCUGCGGGUGCAAGCAGUGAAGCCAAGCAAUUCCCAACCACACUCUGCAGUGGUGGUGUCGAGCAAUUCUGUUGUUGGGUUGUAUUCUUCUUCCACAGAUCCUGUUCAUGUGCCAUCUCCGGAUUCCAGACCAUCUGCUUCUGUUGGUGCUAUUAAACGGGAAGUUGGUGUUCGGAGGCAAUCUUCUGAAAACUCCAAUCCAUCUGCACCUAGUAGUUCUCUCUCAAAUUCACUUUUGGGAAAAGAGGGUUCUACGGAGUCAUUUCGACCUUUCACUGGCAUCUCUAAAACUGAUCAAGUCGGCCAAACCUCUGAAUCUGUGAUGCCUAGCAUGUCGGUCAGCAGACCAUUCUUAAGUAAUCAGCACAAUGCCAGGCUGCAUCAACAACCCGUGGGUCAUCAGAAAGCUUCCCAGCCUAAUAAGGAAUGGAAACCUAAGUCAAGCCAAAAGCCAAGCUCUAAUAGCCCUGGAGUCAUUGGAACACCAACAAAAUCUGUUUCAUCUCCUUCUGAUAAUUCCAAGGUCUCAGAGUCAGAAGCGGCUAAGUUGCAAGAUAAGCUUUCGCGAGUAAAUAUAUAUGAUAACACUAACGUCGUCAUAGCACAGAAUAUUAGGGUUCCGGACAGUGAUCGUUUUCGGCUAACAUUUGGAAGCUUGGGAACGGAGCUUGAUUCAACAGGGAAUAUGGUUAAUGGAUUUCAAGCAGGAGGUACAGAGGAGUCAAAUGGGGAACCUGCAGGAAGUUUGUCACUAUCAGCUCCACAGUCCUGCAGUGAUGAGGCUUCUGGCAUCAAGCCAGUAGAUUUGUUAGAUCACCAAGUUAGAAAUUCUGGAUCUGAUUCUCCAGCAUCAGGUGCAGUGCCUGAGCGUCAAUUGCCUGAGAAAAACGAGACCUCAAGUCCUCAAACUUUAGACAAUUAUGCGGAUAUUGGUUUGGUUCGAGACACCAGUCCAUCCUAUGCACCUUCAGAUUCACAGCAGCAAGAACAACCAGAGUUAGAAGGUUUUUCGCAGGCAUUUGAUCCUCAGACUAGUUAUAAUAUACCUUAUUACAGACCGCAUAUGGAUGAAAGUGUACGGGGACAGGGUCUGCCAUCUCCACAUGAGGCAUUGAGUUCACAUAAUGUCAACAGCAUCGCUGCAUCAACAGUUGCCAUGGUUCAACAGCAACCCCCCCCUGUGGCACAGAUGUACCCACAAGUUCAUGUUUCACAUUAUGCUAAUCUUAUGCCAUACCGCCAAUUUCUCUCACCAGUUUAUGUUCCACCGAUGGCCGUGCCUGGCUAUUCCAGCAACCCUGCCUAUCCUCACAUGUCUAAUGGCAACAGCUACUUGCUGAUGCCUGGAGGUGGAUCCCACCUAAAUGCGAACAGCCUCAAGUAUGGAGUUCAGCCGUUUAAGCCUGUCCCCGCUGGAAGUCCCACAGGGUACGGGAAUUUUACUAAUCCUAAUGGGUAUGCAAUCAAUGCCCCAAGUGUAGUUGGAGGUGCCUCAGGGCUCGAAGAUUCAUCUAGAAUCAAGUACAAAGAUGGCAAUCUUUAUGUCCCAAAUCCACAGGCUGAGACAUCAGAGAUAUGGAUUCAGAACCCAAGGGAGCACCCAGGCCUGCAAUCCACUCCAUACUACAACAUGUCUGCUCAAUCACCUCAUGGUGCUUAUAUGCCAUCUCACGCUGCUCAUGCUUCCUUCAAUGCAGCUGCAGCCCAAUCUUCCCACAUGCAAUUCCCAGGUUUGUACCACCCUUCUCAGCCUGCUGCAAUUCCCAAUCCACACCAUUUGGGUCCUGCUAUGGGUGGUAACGUUGGAGUUGGGGUGGCAGCAGCUGCUCCUGGGGCACAGGUUGGUGCAUAUCAGCAACCCCAACUGAACCAUAUGAAUUGGCAAACCAACUUCUGAACAAAGAAAGAACAAAAAAAGUAAAAGGAAAAUGUGAAUCUAACUCCUUGGUUGUAAGGGCUGAAGUAGAGGUAUAGCAGGGUUUUUCUUUGUCAAAUGAAUAUAACCCAUAAUCUUUUCGUAUUUAAUGAAUCAAUGCUUCAUGUGGUGUUCCAUUUUUCAA
Messenger RNA from Prunus avium (sweet cherry), 3074 nucleotides. Its product is annotated as dentin sialophosphoprotein, putative (DUF1296). The record is from RefSeq and is a predicted model, not a curated record. Gene Ontology annotation, molecular function: protein binding. NCBI's taxonomy places the organism in Eukaryota, Viridiplantae, Streptophyta, Magnoliopsida, Rosales, Rosaceae.